Molecule: messenger RNA, 8310 nt
Organism: Electrophorus electricus (electric eel)
Lineage: Eukaryota; Metazoa; Chordata; Actinopteri; Gymnotiformes; Gymnotidae
Gene: stab2
Product: stabilin 2
Biological process (GO): cell adhesion
Molecular function (GO): calcium ion binding; hyaluronic acid binding
Source: RefSeq, a predicted model, not a curated record
UCUUUUCCUCUUAGUGUCACAUCUCCUUCUGAUCCAAUACAGCAUGUGAACUCCUUUUUUUCUUUGAGCCCUAUAGUCCUAACCCCCCAACCCCCACCACCCAGAUGCACACAACAAAACCCAGAGACUCCUUCCUGGUUGCUGACAAUGUACAUGCUGAAAGAAAGGGUCUGAGAGGAAGGACCCUGGGUCCUAGGACUGCUCCAGGAAGGAGAGGAGGAGAACGCAGGAGGUGGUGAAAAGGCAGAGGAGUGUCACCAGCACUUCCAGUCCGGAGAGGAGUGUCGGAGCGUCUGGGACGGUGGGAGAGCUGGGUCAUGGGCUUCAGAAUGACCUGCGUAGGUGCAACUGGACUGCUGCUCCUGCUCACCCUUAUGGGAACACACUGUGCAGCUCGGCAGAAUCGCUGCGAUAGGAAUAUUCAAGUCAUGACAAAGACAGACUGUCAUUCCUGCUCCAUAAGUGCUGUAGUGGACUGUCCACCGGGCUACAGCAAGAAAACCCCUGGCAAAGGGAAACAAGACUGCAGGUAUAGCUUGAAGUCCAUUGCCAAUUUGUUAAUUGCUGGCUGUUCACAUGAGUGCUACAAAGAUGUGGUAGAAGAAAGGUGCUGUCCAGGGUACUGGGGCAAUGACUGCAUUGAGUGUCCAGACUCAGCAGCUAAACCCUGCAGUAAUAAUGGGGUGUGCUCAGACGGCACGGGGGGCAAUGGUACUUGUACCUGUAAAGCAGGUUUUGUGGGAACAGCAUGUGAGAAAUGUGAGGAGAACAUGUUUGGACACGCAUGCAACAAUGUAUGCACCUGCAAGCAUGGCCUCUGUAACAGUGGGGUACAGGGCACUGGUCAGUGUACAUGCUUCUCAGGAUACACAGGCCCUGACUGUGACCAGGAGCUUCCCAAUUGUGCUGUGUUGCGCUGUGAGCAGAAUGCACUCUGUUUUGAAGACAUUUCCUCUGGAAAACUGGUGUGCAAAUGCAAACCCGGUUUCUUUGGUAACGGCGUCCAGUGCACAUCGAUUAACCCAUGUCUGAGGAAAGUGUGCCACGAGCACGCAGUGUGUGUGCACACAGGACCAAAUCAGCACUCGUGCACGUGUGCCGAGGGCUAUCAGGGAGACGGCCUUGUUUGCAUGCCUGUAGACCCCUGCCAGACAAACUUCGGAGGCUGUCUCAGCAAUUCCACUGGAUGUGUGUACGAUGGCCCUGGAAAGGCUCACUGUGAAUGUCUGGAAGGAUUUGAGAAGUUGGUUAUGGGGGUGAGCUGCAGUCUGAAGGAUGCGUGUAAGCCAGAUUCCUGCCAUAAGAAUGCCCACUGUAGAACAGUGGCACCAGGAACAGUGGAGUGUACAUGUCUGGAGGGGUUCCUUGGCAAUGGAAAAAUCUGCUUUGGCAAUAUAAUGCAGAGACUGCAAGAUCUGAACUCAGAACCUGGAGGCCGGUGGGUGGGUCAGCUGUCCAGCGCCAUCAGUCUGUUUGAAGCAGUCAUGUCCUGGCCUCUGACGUCACGUGGACCGUUCACUGUUUUUGUACCAAGCAACAAAGCUUUCAAAUCAACAUCUGUGAAAACUCUGAUGGCAGAUGAGGCGAAGGCCCGAUACCUCGUCAAGUUGCACAUGGUCGCCGUGGAAAUGAACUCUGACACUCUGAAGAAUGGAAUACUCUAUUACACGCUGACAGGGAAAACUGCUGAAUCAGUAACUGAGUCUGAGCAGGUUAAAGUCCGUAUCCAUGGCAGCCGUAGGAAAGGCCUGCUUCUGGAAUCCAAUAUUAUUGCUUCGAAUGGAGUGAUCCACAUCACUGAUAAAAUGAUGGACACGGUCCCUCCUACUGUUAUAAGUGACAGUCAGGAAAACCUGAUGAAGAUUCUUUCUGACAAUGGAAAGUUCUCCCAAUUUAAGUCUCUUCUUGAGAAAACCAACAUGGUGGCUAUUUUGGACGAGGCAGGUCCCUACACAGUGUUUGCUCCAACAAACACCGCCUUUUCUUUACUGAAGGACGGUUACCUAGACUACCUUGUGUCUGAUGAGGGCAAUUCAAAACUACUGGAACUGAUGAGAAACCAUAUUGUUUCCUCUGCUCAGCUGAGUGUUAGCUACAUCAUCUCAAGUGCGCAGACUGUGUCCAUGGCUAAUCAAGUUCUAGCAUUUAAUGUCACCCUUGUUGGUCAAAUUUUGAUCAACGGGGUAGCGGUGGUUGAGACAGAUGUUGAGGCAAAGAAUGGACGUCUCUAUUCGCUGGAUGGGAUUCUAAUCCCGCCCACCAUAGAACCCAUCCUCCCUCAUCGGUGUGACGUUACUGAAAAUGUUAAAUAUAAGGGUCUUUGUGUGAGCUGUUCAUCAGUCACCAGGUCCACCUGUCCAACAGGUGUCUCAAUGAACACGUUUUCCAGGGGCUGUGUGUACAUGAAAAAGUCUCUAGGCCUGAAUAUUCCUGUUCUGGGCUGCAGCCUGUAUUGCAGUGAGAACCGUACUACCCCACAAUGCUGUAAAGGCUUUUUUGGAUCAGACUGUUCCCCUUGCCCAGGUGGAUUCACUGCCCCCUGCUCCUCUCAUGGCAUGUGCUUCGAGGGUAUAGAUGGCAAUGGCACUUGUCAGUGUGAGCCCAACUUCAAAGGGUCCCGUUGCCAGUACUGUGCUGACCCCAACAAAUACGGCCCAUCCUGUGACCAAACCUGCGGGUGUGUGCAGGGCGUGUGUGACAACCGCCCAGAAGCCCACGGCACGUGUAAGUCAGGCUCCUGCAAGCCAGGUUUCUCUGGGCAGCUCUGUGAUAAGCACACCCAGCCCUGCGGGCCCAAGCAGCCGUGCCACGCCCAUGCCGACUGUGUCUACAGCGAAGGAGAGCUCAUGUGUGUGUGUAAGCUGGGUUUCAAAGGGAAUGGAUUCCUGUGUGUGGAGAGCGACCCGUGUACUUCACCUCCCAACGGAGGCUGCAGUAACAACGCUAGGUGUAUAAAAACUGGACCAGGCACCCGCAGGUGUGAGUGUCUGAAGGGGUGGAAAGAGGAUGGAGAUGAAUGCCAGCCUGUCAAUAACUGUGUGGAGCCCUCUAGAGGCGGGUGCCAUCCCAACGCGUCAUGCGUCCACGUAGGCCCAGGACAGAAUUACUGUAUGUGCAAGAAGAAUUACCGUGGCAAUGGGAAAGAUUGUGAGGCUAUCAAUCAGUGUGUAGAUCAAAUUGGAGGAUGUCAUCAGCAUGCUUCUUGCUUGUAUGGGAAUCAAGGGAGGUUUGAGUGUGUAUGUCAGAUGGGUUAUUCAGGAGAUGGGAGCAUCUGCUAUGGAACCUUGGCACAGGAAGUGGAAAACAAUCCUGAUCUGAGUGAAUUCAAUACGUGGUUGACUCGAGCAGACCUCAAGGACAUGCUGACCGAAGGCCAGAACAUGACUCUAUUUGUGCCAUCGGAACAAGCCAUCGGCACCCUGAGCAAAGAGGACCAGGAUUACUGGCUGGCCGUCAGCAACCUUCCAAGUCUGGUCAAGAGUCACAUGGUUUCUGGGUUCUUUGCUUUGGCUGAGCUCCGGAGUUCACCUUCUCCAGAACUAGUUUCCCUUUUGAAAAAGACACUUCCUGUUUCCUGGACCAAUGAGACCACCAGAGUGGCUGGAGCUAAAAUUGUAUCAGGAGACAUUGUUGCCAAGAAUGGAUUCAUUCACCUGAUCGACACAGUUCUCAUCUCUGAUCGUAAGAUGAGCGAAGGUUUACUUGAGGUGCUGAACCAGAGACCACAGUUCUCUAUCUUCAGGGACAUGCUUCUUAAAUUCAACUUGACUGAGGAAAUGGAGAGCGCCUCUGGUUUUACAUUGUUCGCACCUACGGACAGUGCUAUUACUGAAUAUCUGAAGAACACCGGUGAAAGCUCAUUGGACCUGAAUGUGACGCGUUACCACAUUGUGCUGGGUGACACCCUGAGGCAGGCGGACCUGCAGGAUGGCCUGUACAAAGACACCAUGCUGGGUUUCUCCUAUCAGAUAGGCAUUUUCUGCAAAGACAGUAACUGGUGGGUGAAUAAGGCUCUGGUGACUGCUACGGACAUUUUGACUUCUAAGGGGGUCAUCCAUGAAGUGUCUGCUGUACUGAAGGUGCCCAAGAACCGCUGUGACACAGCGUCCACCAAGAUCGUCCAGGGGCAGUGCAUGGACUGCUUUCACCCAACCGAGAGCCGUUGUCCCCCUGGAACCCAGCAAGUAUUCACGUCCAUAAAAAGGACCAAAUGUGCAUAUAGCAGGAGGAAACACGGGAUGUUCAUUGGCUGUGAGGCUUCCUGUCAAAAACGGACCAUCGUAAGGAAGUGUUGCGAGGGUUUUUAUGGUCUUAACUGUGAGAGCUGUCCAGGGCCAGAAGGCCAGCCCUGUUUUGGUAACGGUGUGUGUGUGGACGGUAUUAAUGGUACAGGAGCGUGUCGGUGCAACCCUGGCUUUAACGGCACAGCCUGCGAGUCCUGCCAGACGGGAAAGUACGGCAUCCACUGUGACCAAGACUGUAAGUGUGUGAAUGGUCACUGUAAUGAUGGUCAGGAGGGGGAUGGCACCUGCGAAUGUGACGUUGGAUGGAGAGGAAUACUCUGCUCUAUAGCCAUAACCACAGACUCAUGUAAAGGGACGUGCCACACCAGUGCAAAUUGUCUACUGAACGUAGCAGAUAAUUCAUAUUACUGUAGAUGUGCAGCUGGUUACCAGGGCAACGGUACAUACUGUACAGCGGUGAACGCUUGCGCGAAGGAUAAUGGCGGAUGCUCCUCCAGCGCUGUGUGUAAGAUAACUAUCCCAGGACGCAGGAAGUGUGUGUGUAACCCAGGUUAUGCAGGGGAUGGAAAAGUGUGUGUGUCAAUCAAUCCAUGUCUGGACGGUAGUGGAAGGUGCAGUGCCUAUGCAGACUGUGUACACACAGGCCCAAACAAGACAGCAUGUGUGUGCAAAGCAGGCUACUCUGGAAAUGGACAGCAGUGUAAUCCUAUCAAUUUGUGUUACAAGAAAAAUGGAGGCUGCCACAAGCAAGCCAUCUGUAUGAUGAAAGGACCAGGGGAGAGGAACUGCACCUGUCGCAAGGACUACAUGGGAGAUGGGAUGACCUGCAAAAGUAACGUCAUGCAGGAGCUCCGAAACAGAGAGCUGACAAGUUUCUUCUACAGUGUGUUAUGGUCUGAUGCUUAUUUCCUACAAGGACGUGGUCCAUACACUGUGUUUGCUCCUAACAAUAAGGCACUUAAAAAGGCAGAAUACCAGAAGCCAGAGAAUAAAGAGAGCAAUGCAGCGCUGGUCCUGUACCACAUCGUGUCAUGCCGUAUCCUGAUGCCGGAGGACCUGAUGCAGCCCCGUAACCUCACCACGCUCAGCGGGGAAACGCUCACCAUCUCCUACUCGGAGGGCUCGAUAUAUAUCAAUAACAAGGCCAAAGUGGUGUACAGCGAUCAAGAGAGCAACAACGGGAUUUUCCACGAGAUCGACACGGUUCUCAUCCCCCCCAGCUUCCAGAAGCUGAAUGGAAUGAAUAAGUCUGCCAGCCUCCCUGACCUCAAAGAUGUAGCAAAUGAACACGGCUUCAAGACAUUUUUCAAACUGUUGGAGGACACGGAGGUGAUGGAGCGGGUACAGGACCGCCUCCAUCAGCCUGUCACGCUCUUCCUCCCCACCGACUCCACCAUGGCUGCCCUGCCUCAGGAGCAGAAGGACUUCCUGUUCGGCCUGCAGAACCGCGCCCAGCUGAAGGAGUACCUAGAGUACCAUGUCCUCCAUGAUAUGAAGAUGCAGUCUGCAGAAAUGAUUCAUUUCAGUUCAAUGAAGACCCUUCAGGGUUCUGACAUCUCUGUGAGCUGCGUCGGAGAGGACCAAAUAGGUGAACUGUACAUCAGUGACAAAAGUUGUCGGAUUGUAAAGAGGAACCUAAAGUUCAAUGGAGGCUUGGUUUAUGGUAUUGACUGCUUGUUAACACCUCCCAGCCUUGGGGGGCGCUGUGAUCAGAAGGACACUGUAGACAUCACAAUGCCUUGCAGAUAUUGUGCUGUUACAGUGUCAUCUGAUUGCCCUUCAAUAAGUAAACCAAAGUCUAUACAGAGGUGCGACCUGCCCAGACGCUUCUCAUCUAUGAAUGCUGGAUGUCAGUCUGUGUGCACCAUGGUCAUAUGGAAGCCCAAGUGCUGCUCAGGAUACUACGGCAGGGAUUGUCUCGCCUGUCCUGGAGGGCCAAGAUCCCCCUGUAGUAACCAUGGACAGUGUGAUGAGGAUCACCUAGGCAACGGCACCUGCACAUGUUUUCCUGGGUACCAGGGAGUGGCCUGUGAAUUAUGCAUAGAUGGCCACUUUGGACCAGAGUGCAAAGCCUGUAACUGUUCUGAACAUGGAUCAUGUGAUGAGAGUCCAGACGGUACAGGUUCCUGCUUCUGUGAUGAGGGCUGGACUGGUCCACAGUGUGAACACAAGCUGGUCGACAGCCCUGUGUGCGUCCCUGCUUGCCAUGCAAAGGCGGUGUGUGCCAAGAACAACUCCUGUGUUUGUAAACCAUUUUACGAGGGAGACGGGCUCACCUGCACAGUGGCUGACCUGUGCGGGUUCUGGAAUGGAGGCUGCUCGAAGAACGCCAACUGCUCCCAGAAGGACGAGAAGGUGAACUGCACCUGCUUGACGGGCUACUCUGGAGACGGCCAUGUCUGCUCGCCGGUGGACCCCUGUGUUACGGAUGAUAACGGAGGCUGUCACGAGCAUGCCAUCUGUACAAUGACUGGAGCAAAUAAGAAGAAGUGUGAGUGUAAGCCUAACUACAUUGGUGAUGGUCUGGAGUGUGAGCUGAAGGUGCUUCCAGUGAAUCGCUGCAUGCAGGAUAACGGCCAGUGUCACUCUGUCGCUCAGUGCACUGACCUGCACUACCAGGAUAAGACCGUUGGGGUCUUCCACUACCGUUCUCCACUGGGAGUGUACAAACUCAACUACACACAGGCGCAGGAGGCCUGCAAGCAGGAGGGAGGCACUAUUGCUACAUACACACAACUGUCCUACGCUCAGCAGGCUGGGUACAGUCUGUGUUCUGCCGGAUGGCUCGAGCAGGAGCGCGUGGCCUAUCCCAUGAGCUAUUCCCACCUCAAAUGUGGCUUUGGUCACGUGGGCAUCGUGGACUACGGCAAACAAACUGACCUGAGCAGGACCUGGGACACGUUCUGCUACCGGCCAAAGGAUGUGAAAUGUGAGUGUAAGAUGGGCUACAUUGGUGAUGGAUACACUUGCACUGGAAACCUGCUACAGGUUCUCUCCUCCAAGCCCAACUUUUCCAACUUUCUGUCACAAAUCUUGAAUUGCUCCAGAACUUCAGCAUCAGGUCAAGAGUUUGUGAGGCGUCUCAGCAACAUAACCACCCAGUCCACCCUGUUUGUGCCUGAUAAUGACGGUCUCUAUGAGAACGAGACACUGUCCUACAGGGAUUUAGAGCACCACCUGCUGGAUGGGAGAGCUCUGGUGCUGCAAGCUCUCAUUAACGUCAGCCAUGUUCGAACACAUCUGGGACAUACACUCAGUGUGAAAGGGGUUCCUAGCCUGCAGAGCCCCCAGACACUGGCUUCCUCUGGAUAUGUCAAUGACCGUUACAUUAUCGAAUCUGACAUUUUUGCAUCCAAUGGGAUCAUCCAUGUGCUGCAUGGACCACUGAAAGCUCCACCCCCUCCGGCCCCUUCCCUCCACCCCGCCCACAAGGCAGGGAUGGGCAUCGGUGUUCUGUUACUCAUCAUCCUUAUCAUGGCUGGAGCAUUUGUGGCCUACCAUUUCUACACCCAGCAAUCCAAGCCUUUCCAGUUCCACUACUUCAAGGAAGAUGAGAAUGAAGACAGCAGCCCUUCUGGAUCAGCCCCGUACAUCUCCAACCCCACGUAUGAGUCCACACCUGCCCCCACUGACCCCCACCUCCCAGCAGAUGAGAAGGAUGACGAGCAGCAGAUGGUUGCCAGUGGCUCUUAUGAUCUUCUGCAGGAUAGCUGAAGAGAUGUGGGAUCUCACUCAGACACUCUCCGUACAGCUCAGAGCCUGAACUGCUGUAGAGCAGCAGGACACUCAAGUGCUGCAGUACCUUAGUAGACCAUAAGAGGGCCGAAGAAAAAAAGAACAAAGAUAGAACGGCAGUUUCAUAAAGUUGAACUGCAAUGAACUGGACAUUGACGACCCAGUAAAAUGGGAAGUACUUUUGUGAUUAUGUGUGUAAAACUGUUUACGUCUGUAUGUGCAUGUGUUCUGUGGUUGAAUGUUUACAUGUUUGUUGGCCUUUAUUAUUCCUUUGGUAUAACAAGUUUAUGUUCAUGUUACCACUACAUGCACAAAUAAACAAACAAACGCA